Molecule: messenger RNA, 414 nt
Organism: Fraxinus pennsylvanica
Lineage: Eukaryota; Viridiplantae; Streptophyta; Magnoliopsida; Lamiales; Oleaceae
Source: the annotation of a GenBank genome assembly
AUGGAUAAAAAUGCUACUAUUGAGGAGGGAGAGAGCAGAAAUGGCUUGGAACUGGUGAAAUCAAUUUCGGAUAAGCAUCUUGAUCUUUUGAGACCAUCAGCUCGAUAUUAUUCAAUGUUUAAAGGACAAACGGCAGACCAUGAAAAAGGCAAGUAUACUCUGAUUCGAGAUGGAGAUGACUCCCAGCUGGGUAUCUAUGACAAACCUCUUCCUUGCUUUGGCUGUGGAAUAGGAUGGUUCUCUUUUUUAGUGGGUUUUCUGUGCCCACUACUGUGGUACUAUGCUACAUUCUUGUAUUUAAGAAACUACUAUCGUAAGGAUCCUAGGGAACGAGCUGGACUUGCUGCUUCUGCAAUUGCAGCAAUGGCAUGCUCUGUCGUGGUGUUGAUUGUUAUUGCAAUUCUACUUUUCUAG